AUCCAGCAACGUCACUUUAGUCACUGCCAUUCAUAACAAUAAACUUGACAGAGAGGCGUGGGGGAACAAUCAUUAAUUAAACUCUCGCUGCUCAUCAACAUCUCAUUGUGACCCAAACACGAUGACGAAUUCUGGAGGUCGAAGACUAAAGCAGUGGCUGAUUGAGCAGAUCCAGAGUGGACAGUACUCUGGGCUCCUGUGGGAGGAUGGAAGCCGAAUCAUGUUCCGAAUUCCAUGGAAACACGCGGGGAAACAGGAUUACAACCAAGAAGUAGAUGCAUCCAUUUUUAAGGCAUGGGCUGUGUUUAAAGGGAAAUUUAAGGAAGGCGACAAAGCAGAACCUGCAACUUGGAAGACCAGACUGCGCUGUGCACUCAAUAAAAGUCCUGACUUUGAAGAGGUGACGGAAAGGUCUCAGCUGGACAUCUCAGAGCCUUAUAAAGUCUACCGAAUCGUACCUGAGGACGAGCAGAAAAAUGGAAGAAGCUCCGCGAUGGCGAUGGCUGCUUCCAACAGCUCUGGCGAAAUGACCGACAUGGACUGCAGCCCUACAGACACAGAUUGCAUCAUUAAAGAGGAAGAAGGCUGCAGAAUGCAGGCCAGUCCCGAGUAUUGGCCGCAGACUAGUGUCAGUGCUUUCUCACUGCAUCAGGACCAUUUACCAACUGGCACUCCUAGUUCAGGUUUCUCCCAAAUGAUGAUCUUUUUCUACUACGGAGGAAAGCUGAUGGAGAACGUAUUGGUGACUCACCCGGAGGGCUGCCGCAUCUCCCCGGCCCAGCAGCACCUGGGACGCGGCACCCCCUACAGCUCGGACAGCAUGCAGAGCGUUUUCUUCCCCUCGGCUGAACUCCUCGAGUUUGAACGGCAGCGCCACGUCACCCAAAAGCUCCUGGGUCACUUGGAGAGAGGGCUUCUGCUGCGUGCCAACCAGGAGGGCAUUUUCAUCAAGAGGCUGUGCCAGAGCAGAGUCUUUUGGAGCGGACCGGCCGACGCAGGCUCUCAUUAUGGCCCUGUGCCUUGUAAGCUGGAGAGAGAUGCGGUGGUGAAGAUUUUUGACACCGGCAAGUUCCUUCAUGCGCUGCAGCUGCACCAGGAAGGUCAGCUGCCAGCACCCGAUCCAAAUGUGACUUUGUGUUUUGGUGAAGAGCUUCAUGAUCUCAGCAUGGCCAAGAAUAAGCGGAUAAUCGUGCAGAUCACGAUGGUGAAGUGUCAGCAGCUGCUGGAGGCGAUGAAUUUGCGCCGCUCGCAGCCAUACUGCACCAACAUGGACCUGUGCGAUGACAUCUCAGCAGAGCAGAUGGCCCACAUCUAUCAGGAUUUGUGCAGCUACAGUGGUCCGCAAAGGUCCUCGUGCUACACGGACAACAUGCCCAUCACCGCCUGACGGUGUGCCAAGAGUGCGCAUGUAACUUUUUAGGAACCCUCUUUGUUUUGGAUCAUAUUCUCAGUCUGAACUUUCUUCUCAAUGCCAAGAAUAUCCAUAGUUUCACAUGUUUUUGCUUUUUGUGUUAUAUACAAGAAGGGUCCUGAAAAACCUAUGCCACUGGUCUGCAAUACGAUUAAAGAAGAACAUUAUUAGAAUCUAACGUAUCAAAUUGAUAUGUUCUUUGCAAAGGUGUAGCUAACGAUUCGAUGCACCUUUGGAAUCCAGUGAGAUACAAUACAAAAGCUGAACUUUGUUUUUAACUCAACUUUUAUUUCUGGAGCACU
This is a messenger RNA of Hippocampus zosterae (dwarf seahorse), 1713 nucleotides long. RefSeq names its product interferon regulatory factor 8 (gene irf8). Lineage: Eukaryota; Metazoa; Chordata; Actinopteri; Syngnathiformes; Syngnathidae. The record is from RefSeq and is a predicted model, not a curated record. Gene Ontology annotation, molecular function: RNA polymerase II cis-regulatory region sequence-specific DNA binding; protein binding; DNA-binding transcription factor activity, RNA polymerase II-specific. Gene Ontology annotation, cellular component: nucleus. The transcript is spliced from 9 exons. Gene Ontology annotation, biological process: immune system process; regulation of transcription by RNA polymerase II. The coding region runs from base 122 to 1387 and encodes 421 amino acids.